CCUCAUCUCUCCUCCUCCCCUCUCUCUCUCUCUCUCUCAUAACUUUUGAGAGGAAAAUUAAAGAAAGAAAACAGAAACAAAGAAAGAAGAGGAAAAUCCCAACAAAUUCUCUCUCCUCUUUCCUCAUUUCUAUCCUCUUCCUUCAUAAAUUAUUUGAUUCUAGUUCUAAUUCCAAUCGGAAACCAGAUAAAUCCAAGGCCCAAAGCUGAAACAGAGGGAGAUAAGAGAGAGUAACUGACAUAUUUUGUUGGCAGAUCAAUGAUCUCAGUAAUGGACUUUGAUGCAAGCUGUGAUUUGAUCUCUCCAUUUGUUCAUCUCGAUCUGACCCGAUCCAUCCUCUGAUUGUAAUUAUUGUAAUUGUAACAAAUUGGUUUCCACGAUAGUUCUUACUGGGAUUCAACUGAAGGAAGUGAAGUGAAUUUCAAUCUCCCAUCUGAUCAGACUUGGGGCACUGCUCGAGCUUAAUUGCAGUGCCCAAAUGGAUGCCUCUACGAGCGGAGCCACUCCUUCAAUUCACUACAUUAUAGACCAGUCCCUCUCUCUCGUCACUCCAUUGCAGCAAAGCUUGCAACGAAUCCAACGUCAUUGCUUUGGUGAUGCUCAUCCCGGGGAAUUCCCCCUUGCAACCAAUCCUUCCAUUGUUCUCCAUGUCCUGACUGCUUGUGAUUUGGAACCACAGGAUCUCGCGAGCCUCGAGGCAACAUGUACAUUCUUCAGGCAACCUGCCAACUUUCCCCCCGACUUUGAGCUUUCCAUUGCGGAGCUUGCUGCAUUGGAUAUGUGCCAGAAAAGAGCCAUUUUUAAGCCAAUGACAGAAGAAGAAAAGCUUAGCCUUAAGCAAAGGUGUGGCGGUUCUUGGAAGCUGGUGCUUAGGUACCUGCUGGCAGGUGAAGCGUGCUGCCGCAGGGAAAAGUCGCAGGCUAUUGCUGGGCCCGGGCACAGCAUUGCGGUCACCUCGAGUGGAGCAGUCUAUACAUUUGGCUCCAAUAGCUCGGGCCAGCUUGGCCAUGGAAACUUAGAAGAGGAGUGGAGACCGCGCCAUAUCAAAUCAUUGCAAGGCAUCCGGAUCAUACAAGCUGCUGCAGGGGCAGGACGAACCAUGUUGAUAAGUGAUGCUGGACGUGUUUAUGCAUUUGGUAAGGACUCAUUCGGGGAAGCCGAAUACGGAGCUCAAGGGGCAAAGCUCGUGACAACUCCCCAGCUUGUGGAGUCCUUGAAGGGCAUUUAUGUUGUUCAAGCAGCAAUUGGGAAUUUCUUCACAGCUGUUCUAUCUAGAGAAGGUAGAGUUUAUACAUUUUCAUGGGGGAAUGAUGCGAAACUAGGACAUCAGACUGAAUCAACUGAUUUGGAGCCUCAUCCUCUUUUGGGACCUCUGGAAAAUAUACCAGUUGUUCAGAUUGCUGCUGGCUACUGCUAUCUUCUGGCAUUAGCAUGUCAACCUAGUGGAAUGUCUGUGUACUCUGUUGGGUGUGGACUAGGAGGAAAGCUCGGCCAUGGUUCUAGGACUGAUGAAAGGCAUCCUAGGUUGAUUGAAAAGUUUCAGACCUUAAAUUUACAACCUAUGGUAGUGGCUGCUGGUGCUUGGCAUGCUGCUGUUGUUGGUCGAGAUGGGCGGGUGUGCACUUGGGGAUGGGGCCGUUAUGGCUGUUUGGGUCAUGGGAAUGAGGAAUGUGAGUCCAUGCCCAAGGUGGUCGAUUCCUUGAGCAAAGUCAAGGCUGUCCAUGUUGCCACUGGUGAUUAUACCACUUUCGUUGUAUCAGCUGAAGGAGAUGUCUACUCAUUUGGAUGCGGAGAAUCUUCUAGUCUUGGGCAUUCUACUGCUGUGGAGGGUCAGCCCAACAGGCAUACAAAUGUACUCAGUCCAGAGCUGGUGACAUCAUUGAAGAACAUUGAUGAGAGGGUGGUUCAGAUUAGCCUCACCAACUCCAUAUACUGGAAUGCACAUACCUUUGCUUUAACACAUUCAGGUAAACUAUAUGCAUUCGGGGCCGGAGACAAAGGACAGCUUGGCAUAGAACUUGUCGGUCAGCAAAGCGAAAGAGGAAAUCCAGAACGGGUCGAUAUUGAUUUAAGUUAACUCGAAAGAGGAAAUACAGAACGGGUCGGUAUUGAUCUAAGUUAACUCUCGGUUCGUUCUCCAUGUCUUACACCUCCCACAAGUACCCACAUUGUUCAUAAGUCCAUUCCAAAAAGAGAAAAGGGGGGGAAACCAAUCUCUUGUUCAUUUGUAAAUAUGUUUUCAUCGUGUCUAGUGCAUACUCAUAAAAGGGUAGAAGCUGGGAUUGAACAAAGUACUCCAUCCCUUGAACCAUUUAACAUUUUAUUUCGUGUUGUUGGUAGGUUCCAUAUUUAUUGUGUGCUUCAGAUUUAAUUUGUGGAAUAUUAGCUUUAUCCCUAAAUUGUCACUGGUGGCCUAACAAACAUAAUAGCUCA
Asparagus officinalis (garden asparagus) is the source of this 2433-nucleotide messenger RNA. RefSeq names its product ultraviolet-B receptor UVR8. The coding region runs from base 479 to 2077 and encodes 532 amino acids. The transcript has 6 exons. The record is from RefSeq and is a predicted model, not a curated record. NCBI's taxonomy places the organism in Eukaryota, Viridiplantae, Streptophyta, Magnoliopsida, Asparagales, Asparagaceae.